Patiria miniata (bat star) is the source of this 2297-nucleotide messenger RNA. RefSeq names its product beta-1,3-galactosyltransferase 1-like. Gene Ontology annotation, molecular function: hexosyltransferase activity. The record is from RefSeq and is a predicted model, not a curated record. Lineage: Eukaryota; Metazoa; Echinodermata; Asteroidea; Valvatida; Asterinidae. The transcript has 2 exons. Gene Ontology annotation, cellular component: membrane. The coding region runs from base 633 to 1802 and encodes 389 amino acids.
CGGCCCGCUGACGGCGCGUGCUGGCUCCUGGCGACCCUUGAAUGGCAAAACAUCCCAACUCGGAAAUAAAUGAAAUGUUGUCAACUUCAGUGCCAAGCACCUUUGUCUUCUACGGCGUGGAAGUGAGCCAAUAAUUUGAUGACUCACAACUCUCUGAACACGAUCGAUAACUUUGAAAAUCAAGGAGCUCCUUCAAAAACAACGAAUACAUUUGCCCUGAGCUUUCCCUUUGCCCCACGCAGCUAAAAGUGUACAACUAGCGCGUCCAAAGUUACGUGGGAACCCUAUCAGCUUGGCUGGUAAGAGAAAUCCGAUUGUAUCUUAGAAUGAGACAACAUCAUGCAGUCCAGCUCAGGCCCCACUAAAAUUCAAUAACAAUCGAUAUCAUAUUGACUCUCCAGUGCUGCAGAUCAUCGCGCAUACAGUAAAGUUCGGAGAUCUAUACAACUGGGCAUACGUUAUUUUCACCACUCGUGCAUAGAGAGAAUUAUUUAUCCACAUGCACAGCACUGAAUCCUGCUAUCGUUUGAUAUAAACCCGCGUGUGGUGAUGUUCGUUUAUAUAACGCGGUCCAGCAGAGCAACUUCACUUGAAUUGUAAAGCUGAUUAACUCAGGGCCAGCGGAUUCUGCCAUGAGGUUUAUGAUGGACGCAAUAAUCAAAUGUCCUGGCAAUGUCACAUUGGUUGUGGUAUGCCUGAUCUGGGCUGCCACCAUCCUUCUGGUUAUUGAUACCAAAUUGAACUACACAUUGGAUGCGCGGGACAAGGAGUGUUCGUGCGCAUCUCAGCAGGUGUCAACCAAGGAAAGCAAAGAUGACCAGGUCCAGACUCGAACCGUCGUCAAAUGGCUGACGUACUGCCGCAAGGAAAUCCCGGUGGACAGCGGCAGCGAAAAGACCACAGUCCCACGGAGUAAGGCUAGACGCACGCACGCGAAGAAAAGUCCGCCCCUCGUCAACCCGCAUCCGUACGACUUCACCAUCACGAACGCGGACGCGUGCGCAAAGGGUGCCAAUCGCAACGGUUACGUGGACGCCCUGUGCCUCGUGUUGACAGCUCCCAGUGACAGUUACACCCGCACGCUGAUCCGCAAGACCUGGGCGAGUGUCAGACGCGUGAAGGGUAAGCGGAUCGUCACCAUGUUCCUCCUUGGGCAGAGGGACGAAGAGACACAGUUCGUCAUAGGUCUGGAGGACAACCACUACCACGACAUAAUCCAGGAGAAUUUCUACGACUCCUACUACAACCUGACACUCAAGACGAUCAUGGGACUGCGCUGGGCAGCGAGGUUCUGUCCCAACGCCCGCUACAUCCUGAAAGUGGACGUGGACAUGUUCGUCAACGUGUACAAUCUCGUUGACCGCCUGGACACUGCCCCAACACACAACUUUGCGGAGGGUAACCUCAAAGACGUAACGAAACCCAUACGGAACAGGCAGAGUAAGUGGUACACGUCUCCGGAAGUCUACCCUAACAAGACGUACCCUCCGUACAUGUCUGGACCCGCUUACCUAAUGUCCGGAGACCUCUCCGCCCGCAUCUUUGGUACGUCGCUCCAAACGAGUUUCCUACCAUGGGAAGACGCAUACGUAGGUAUCAUCAUGCACAAGAUUAAGGUGCAACUCAGUUACAAUGCGAAGUUCGACAACUACCUGGAUUACCGCAACGAGCAAGACAUGCUUCGGAAAAUUAACGAAUGCAUCACGUUUCAUCUUGGAGAGGACAAGGAGGAGAACAAGGAUAACAUAGUGAUGGUUUGGAACCGAGUGCGGAUGCUCAACGACAUCCCUGUUUUGGAGUAACCUUUAUCCCAGCAAUCGAAAAACGGCAGACAUUAGAACGUGCUUCCCCAAAGUGUGACUGUAUAUAGAAUUAUUGUCCAUUUUUAAGAGACAAAAAAAACCCGUUUCACGUGAUUGACCGAAAACACCAACUUUGAAGACAUGAGUGUCGUAGCAGCUGUAUCCUGGUAUAUGCGGCCACAGACAAAUUGUUAAUGACACACAACUAGACGAUGCACCUAAUUUUUCUUUCGUCUUGCAUAUUUACUGAUUAAUAGAUUUACAGCAAAUUGCCCAACUAGUGACUUUAUGACAAGUUCCCUUUUCGUGGCCCAUUACAUAAUGUACAUCCCGAUUUUAUCGUGCAGCAUUAUAAACACCUUUUAGAAUACACAAAGAUAAUGGAGUUCAUUAAUGAAGAUUACGGAUUUUCACAACUUAUCAACUUGGACACUUUUAAAUGUUUGACAUCGGAAUCUAGUCGAACUAAUUAUACUUAAGCGUGUACGUAUUUGA